This is a messenger RNA of Bipolaris maydis ATCC 48331, 1163 nucleotides long. RefSeq names its product phosphoglycerate dehydrogenase. Lineage: Eukaryota; Fungi; Ascomycota; Dothideomycetes; Pleosporales; Pleosporaceae. The record is from RefSeq and is a predicted model, not a curated record. Gene Ontology annotation, biological process: L-serine biosynthetic process. Gene Ontology annotation, molecular function: metal ion binding; lactoylglutathione lyase activity; phosphoglycerate dehydrogenase activity.
GUUGCUACUGCUUUCAGACUUGCAAGGCCAAACCAUUCCCCAAGCUUUCUCGUGCGUACGCUAGCGACCAUGGCGACGGAUCCAACCAAGUACAAGCUCAACCACUCCAUGAUCCGUGUCAAGGAUCCAAAGCGCUCCAUCCAGUUCUAUGAGUUUCUGGGCAUGAAACUGAUCAAUGAGAUCAAGAACCCUGACGCCAAGUUCGAUCUCUACUUUCUUGCAUACGACAGCCCAAAUGCCGCUUCUCACGGCAAUCACUGGACUGAUCGCGAAGGCAUCGUCGAAUUAACUCACAACUACGGAACUGAAAAUGACCCAAAUUACAAGAUCACAAACGGCAACACAGAGCCCCACAAAGGCUUUGGCCAUCUUUGCAUUUCGGUCGAUAACAUUCAAGCUGCAUGCCAGAGGCUAGAGGACGCUGGCUACAAAUUCCAAAAGAAGCUAACGGACGGACGUAUGCGCCACAUUGCUUUCGUGCUUGACCCUGACGACUACUGGGUCGAGGUCAUUGGCCAAAAGCCUCUCGAGCAGACUGAGAGCGUCAAAGACACGGACGUUGACACAUAUCGCAUGAACCAUACCAUGAUUCGCGUCAAGGACAAGGAUGCCUCUCUCAAAUUCUACCAAGACAUCAUGGGUAUGAAGCUCAAGCGCACGUCGGAAAACCCCACUGCUGAGUUCAACCUUUAUUUCCUCGGCUAUGGUCCGGAUGCACCAGAGGCUACGGCCAACGGUGUUAACCCCCUUGCGGACAAUGAAGGCUUGCUCGAAUUAACAUACAACUACGGAACUGAAAAAGAUGCCAACUUCAAGUACCACAACGGAAACGAUGAACCUCAGGGCUUUGGUCACAUUUGCAUUGCUGUUGACGAUCUGGAAGCAGCAUGUGCUCGUUUUGAAGAGCAGAAGGUCAACUGGAAGAAGAGGCUCACUGAUGGUCGCAUGAAGGACAUUGCGUUUGUGCUAGAUCCCGACGGUUACUGGAUCGAGGUUGUGCAGAACGAGAAGCUCAAGACACGUAGUCGUUGGUAAAAGCGCGGCGCCAAUCACCCGCGCAUCAUGUACAUAUCCCACGCAACACCAACAAGCCCUCCAAUGAAUGCAGUCCUAGGUUCAGACUAGCUGGCUACGCUGCACGAAUGAUGCACCCCGUGAUACCG